AUGUCUCUAAAAGAAUCCGGACAGAAUGACGAACAGAAUUACCCAUCGCCAGCAAAACUAGCUGUGAUUAUCACAGCUCUCUGCCUGGCAGUAUUCUGCAUGGCGCUGGACAAUACAAUCAUCGCGACAGCCAUUCCCCAUAUCACGGGCCAAUUCCAUGCGCUUGACGACGUGGGCUGGUACGGCAGCGCGUAUCUUCUCACCACCUGCUCAAUGCAGCUGGUCUUUGGAAAGCUCUAUACCUUCUGCUCUAUCAAGCUGGUCUUUCUUUCGGCAUUGGCGAUUUUUGAAGUCGGAUCCUUGGUAUGCGGUGUAACACCGAAUUCAUUGGGUCUUCUACUUGGUCGGUCCGUGGCCGGGAUUGGGGCAGCUGGCCUGUUCUCCGGCGCUAUUCUGAUCAUUGCGGACUCAGUCCCUUUGGGCAAGAGACCUUUAUAUACAGGAGUGGUUGGGGGGAUGUACGGAAUCGCGAGUGUAGCAGGGCCGUUAAUGGGCGGGGCUUUCACAGAUCAUGUCUCGUGGCGUUGGUGCUUCUAUAUCAAUCUGCCAAUCGGUGGCAUCACAUUUGUCUUCUUGCUCUGUUUCUACCGCCCCCCACCCCGAGCAAAGUCGACCUUAUCCGCCUGGGAGCAGCUCCAGCGGUUUGACAUAAUCGGCACCAUCUUCUUCAUUCCGUCCAUCAUCUGUUUGCUUUUGGCAUUGCAAUGGGGUGGCUCCGCUUAUGAAUGGAGCGAUGGGAGGGUCAUUGCUCUAUUCGUCUUAUUCGGGGUUCUGAUCAUCGUUUUCUUCUGCGUGCAGCUCUGGCGACAAGAGAACGCCACUCUCCCACCACGGAUAUUCGGAAACCGCAAUGUUUGGGGAAGUUCUUCGUUCACCUUCUGUCUUGGUGCGGCCUUCUUCGCCUUGGUUUACUACCUCCCGAUCUGGUUCCAAGCAAUCAAAGGCGCCUCGGCUGUCAAAUCGGGAAUCAUGAACCUCCCCAUUCUUCUUGCCCAGGUUGUGCUGUCCAUUGUGGCCGGAGCAUGCGUGACACAAUUCGGCUAUUAUACGCCUUUCAUGAUUCUGUCGUCUUGUCUCAUGGCAGUUGGAGCGGGGCUUUUGUCAACCUUCCACCCGGACACAGGGAGUGGUGAAUGGAUUGGCUAUCAGAUAAUCUUUGGCGCCGGAGUAGGGACCGGCAUGCAGCAGGCACUGAUCGCCGUGCAAAGGGCCCUUCCACCUGCCGAUGUGCCCAUUGCGACAGCGACAGUGAUGUUUGCCCAAACCCUUGGAGGCGCUAUAUUCAUUUCCGUGGCGCAAAACGUCUUCACCAACGCACUCCUGCAGAACCUUUCCGGUAUAGCGAACAUUGUACCGCAGCAGGUAGUCAAUAUCGGAGCCACGGACCUGAUAACGUUCAUCCCAGCUGGUGUAUUGCCUCAGGUUCUUUCGGCCUACAACGAUGGCCUUGUGGCCGCCUUCUACGUGUCAACCGCUACGGGAGCCUUAUCAUUGCUUGGAGCAUCUUUUGUGCAGUGGAAGUCUGUGAAGGCUUGA
Messenger RNA from Aspergillus steynii IBT 23096, 1536 nucleotides. Its product is annotated as MFS general substrate transporter. The record is from RefSeq and is a predicted model, not a curated record. The transcript is spliced from 4 exons. Gene Ontology annotation, biological process: transmembrane transport. Gene Ontology annotation, molecular function: transmembrane transporter activity. Lineage: Eukaryota; Fungi; Ascomycota; Eurotiomycetes; Eurotiales; Aspergillaceae. The coding region runs from base 1 to 1536 and encodes 511 amino acids.